Messenger RNA from Ylistrum balloti, 1281 nucleotides. RefSeq lists its product as uncharacterized. The record is from RefSeq and is a predicted model, not a curated record. The transcript is spliced from 4 exons. Gene Ontology annotation, cellular component: membrane. Gene Ontology annotation, biological process: sensory perception of taste. Bases 1 to 1281 code for a protein of 426 amino acids. NCBI's taxonomy places the organism in Eukaryota, Metazoa, Mollusca, Bivalvia, Pectinida, Pectinidae.
AUGACAAAUCGAAUUGCGACAAAAUUGGCAUUCCGUAAUUUACGAUCAAAGACACAGGUUCAUCAUUUACAACGGCGCCAAACUGACCGUGACAUUGAGGACACACGUGAUAGCCAGAGAAAUGCUCUGACUCAAGUUCUCCGGCCACUUUUCUUGUGCAUGACUUUAAGUGGGACAUUUGACCACUGGAAAAUUCAAGCUGGCCAUGUAUCUAGCAGAACAUUGAUGUCAAAGUGUUUAAAAUGCUACCGCAUAACGAUGUUAGUACUGUAUAUUGUAAACGCUUGUCGGUAUUUCCCAACCUAUCUUAGUAUUUCUUCCUUCGGCCCCGAUUUACUCACAAAACUGAUGGUACACCUCUGGUAUCUACUGUGCAUUCUUAAUGGAUACGCUUGUUACAAAAUGGUGGAAGAUCCUAAGAGACUAACACUUCUACUAGAACUAUUUAACGUUUAUCACGACCGAUUUGAAAACGAGGUAGAAAAUUUUUCUGUUGUUUCUAAAGUUGGAAAGAUCACAUCGAUUAGUAUGGUGUUGGGGUGGUUUUUCAAUAUUGGGAAUGUUGUAUUUGCGGGUUACAUGUUAUAUACGUCAAAUAUAUUUGACAAUUUCAUAGCCCCGUUUACAAACACUAAUCCCAUGUCUAAUCUAAUUAAAGCUCUGUAUUUAGUGAUACAUUUAUUUCUCUCGUGUACUUGGAUAUUCACGUGCAUUGCCACAAUGAUUUUUUCUUUAACUCUAUAUUUUCUCUUCAAACAAUUCGUACGUACGAUCGAAAAACUCAAAUCUCAGCCAGCACAGGAAGUGUAUCAUCUUCUGGAGAGAUACCGGAAGCAGCACAAUGCUCUGUGUGAUAUGAUAGAUGUAGCAGACGACACUUUCAGUUUGUACGUGGCCUUCAGCCUGACUGUCUCCAUGUUGCUCGCCUUGAUGCUUCUGUACAACAUCUGUUGGUACAACAGUAUUCGGUCGGAUCCAGGACAGCUUAUCUCCCACAUCUUCUGGUUGAUGGCUGUCCUGACAAAUCUGGGCGCUGUCGCCAUAUCCACGGGAAUGAUCAACCACUCGGCACACGAACCUCUGCGCACCAUCUAUAAUAUGUCUCUGACUGGUGUCACAGCUGAUUUCUCCGUACAGGUAAAUGUAUUUCUACAAAGGCUGAACGGGGCUCCUAUAGGGUUAUCGGCAUUCAAGUUAGUCAUGAUGGAUAAACACACCUUUAUACAGAUUGGCGGUGUCCUAGCCACUUAUUUUGUUGUACUGCUGCAGUUCCAGCAGUAG